GCAUUCGGGUUGCGAACUGUAUAAAGACUCAAUGCUGGGUAGUUCUCGAUUAGUGAAGGUUCUGAUUGCUAAAUAAGCAAAUGCAUCGGUCAGCAUCCUUCGCCUUGUUGGUAACGGCUGUGGUUCUGUUUCUGCUCUCGUCGUCAGCAAACGCCCGAGUAACACGACAGAAGAGACAAACAACAAUCAGUUCAAGCUGCUACAGUCCCACCGGCAGAGACUGUUACUGGUACAGAAACUGUUUGGAGAAGAGGGUCCCUUGCCAAGGCACAUCAGACGACUAUGCUAUUGCAUAUGCUGAGAAGUUCUGUAACGUGUUUGGUAGUAACUACAACAGAUUCUCUUCUCAGGGCAAGCAGUGGGUCGACGCAGUUCGCAAAUGUUUACAGGUCGCACUGGUUCCCCUUCUCCGCGCAGCUCCGCCAUGCCGCCAGAUCAAGUCAACAGCGUUCAACUCUCACUUCCCCUGUUAUAUGACACCAGGUGGUGGAGCUCUGGGGGUGUGUGAUCUUCCAGUUUCAGACAUCCUAGUCAUCCAAGAUAUCAUCAGCAGUGCCUGGGUUUCAGAGUCUCGGGAAUCUUUAAAAGGAGCAGCGCUGGUCACCGGAGGGUGCACUUUUCACCAUUUUCCCACCUGGGUGAAAUAGUAGUCACCAGAGGGAGUUAUAACGACUCUUCCACGAAAAACCACAAUCCCUGAUAAAAAGUAAAUUCAAUAAAACGAAGCUGCUACGAUG
This is a messenger RNA of Pomacea canaliculata, 737 nucleotides long. RefSeq lists its product as uncharacterized. The record is from RefSeq and is a predicted model, not a curated record. NCBI's taxonomy places the organism in Eukaryota, Metazoa, Mollusca, Gastropoda, Architaenioglossa, Ampullariidae. The coding region runs from base 81 to 647 and encodes 188 amino acids. The transcript is spliced from 4 exons.